AGAGAGAGAGAGAGAGAGGGAGAAAGAGAGACAAGAUGCAGGCCAUUAAGGAGAAGCUUAGUGACAUGAGCCACACGCGCAAGGUCAAGGCCGAGGCCAGGGCCGAGGAGAAGGCCGAGAAGGAGUAUGUGAAAGCGAGAGCUGGGGUGGCACACGAGGUGAGACUGGCGAGAGAGGCCGAAGCCGAGAUGGACAAGCAUGUGACCAAGGCCGAACGGCUGGCCCGGAAAGAGCUGGAGAAGCACGAGGUUGCUGGUGGUCCUAGAAGCAACAGUGUGCACGAGAGCUCCAUGAACAGUGAUCCGGGAGCUACGGACCCGAUUGGAGCAGGUGCUUCUCCAUGCCAACCAUUAUCUGCUCCUGCAUCCCACAAUUUAUUGUAGAGGUCCCCUGAGAAUCUCUCAUGUCUUGUGGGAUGGAACUAGAGUGAUUCUGCCACUCCAUUUUCCCUAUGUAUUAUGUAAUGAUUUCUUUCGACUAGCUUGUACAGUAACCGGAGCGGAAUCGUGACACACAUUCGCCUCCACGUUACGUUUCUUCAUAUAAGUUGCAACGAAAUUUGCUUAAAUAUGGA
Rhodamnia argentea is the source of this 574-nucleotide messenger RNA. Its product is annotated as late embryogenesis abundant protein 6-like. The record is from RefSeq and is a predicted model, not a curated record. Gene Ontology annotation, biological process: embryo development ending in seed dormancy. The transcript has 4 exons. Lineage: Eukaryota; Viridiplantae; Streptophyta; Magnoliopsida; Myrtales; Myrtaceae. Bases 36 to 383 code for a protein of 115 amino acids.